GUGGAAGUGUAUUUGUACUGUCCACUCUCGUUACAAAAAUUUGAAGUAGCUGAUGCUGUCAUCUCCUCGUCUGACUCUCCCUCUAUCUCAUCUUACUGUCCACUCUCGUUACAAAAACGUGAAGUAGCUGAAGCUGUUAUCUCGUCGUCUGACUCUCCCUCUCUUUUAUCUCAUGGGUGGUGAUGGUGGUGCUAGUUUUGUCGCGAUCUGGCGGUGCCGGUAGAUGUGGUGGAUUGGGCGCCUGAAAGUUGAUUUUUGUAGGUUUAUGUUGAUAUUUUCACUGUGAGUGCGGUGGUUGUCGGGUUUGUGUGGAUUUUUGGCUUUGAUUUGUGGGGUGGGUGCGGCGGUUUCUAGGUUUCUAUUUUUAUUUUUAGUUUGAUUUGUGUGGUGGAUGCGGUCCGGUUUGACGGUGCUGGGAUUUAUGAUUUUUUCUGAUCUAAUUGGGUUUUGUGAAUAGCAUGGUUUGUUGAAGGAUGGUACUAGGUAGUGAGAAGUCCCCCUUGGAAUAAAAAAUGAUGAUAUCGACAAUGAAUAGUAGUUUUAUUAUGCCAAGGUCAAGUCUUCUUGUUUACAAUUACAAUCACACCAAACCCGUUUCACUUCUCCCAUUCAAAUUCCAAUUCCACCAUUCUCUCUCUCAUUCUCAUACUAAAAGCAAAAGCGAAAGGACCCUAUUAAAUCUCCACCACCAAAACCCUAAUAGUAAUAGCAAGAAGAUGGUGGUCCAGUGCGCUUUAUCAUCGUCGGUAUCAGAGGCAGUUAAAAAGGCGCUGAUCCGAUCUUCUUCUCUCACGUGGGAGUCGGCAAUCCUGAGCAACAUGUUGAUCUUUGUAUUGGGUUUACCAAUUCUGCUUUCUGGCCUCUCUCUCUCAGGGAUUGCCUCUGCUUUCCUUUUGGGCACUCUCACAUGGCGAGCUUUUGGUCCCUCUGCUUUCCUUCUCGUUGCCACUUACUUCAUCAUUGGGACAGCAGUAACGAAAGUGAAAAUGGCACAAAAGGAGGCACAGGGGGUUGCUGAGAAGAGAAAGGGAAGAAGAGGACCAGGCAGUGUUAUUGGUUCCAGUGCUGCUGGUUGCAUCUGUGCAUUUCUUUCAAUUUUUCAAGUUGGGGGACCUGCUUUUUCUCAGCUUUGGAAACUCGGCUUUGUUGCCAGUUUUUGUACUAAGUUGAGUGAUACUGUCUCAAGUGAGAUAGGGAAGGCAUAUGGUAAAACAACGUAUCUAGUUACGACGUUUAAGACAGUCCCAAGGGGAACUGAAGGGGCUGUGAGUGUCGAGGGAACCAUUGCUGGACUUUUAGCAUCAAUUCUUCUUUCCUUUGUUGCUUGUGUCAUGCGUGAGAUAAGUGCACCUGAAGCAAUUAUAUGCAUAAUAGCUUCCCAGGUUGCUAAUGUUGGUGAGAGCAUAAUAGGUGCUGCACUUCAAGAGAAGGAAGGAUUUCAAUGGCUCAACAACGAUGUUGUCAAUAUUAUCAAUAUAUCAAUGGGCAGCAUUAUAGCGGUGCUGAUGCAGCAACUUCUGCUCCAAAAAUGGUUCAUGUGAAUUUGCUGCCACCUCUCCCUAGAUAUCAGGCAUCUUAACCCGAUGCUGUAAUGGGGGUUAGGAGGCAAACCUUGUGUUGGAAGGGGUGGGAAUCAUGGCAAUACGAGGACAUCAAUGUAUAGUUGUAAUAGCUAAUUUAUUUUAUUUCUUUUUCUCUGUAUCUUCAUCAAUCAAAAUCUUUAUCGUAUGCUCAUUUCAUUUGAAAUUAAAGAUAAAAAAGUGUGUUGUUGGGAACAUAAAAACAAAUGAAGUGCUUACACCUUCAGUGGAACAAUUAUUUAUUUUUGUUUUA
This is a messenger RNA of Quercus lobata, 1833 nucleotides long. Its product is annotated as protein VTE6, chloroplastic-like. The record is from RefSeq and is a predicted model, not a curated record. The transcript has 5 exons. Lineage: Eukaryota; Viridiplantae; Streptophyta; Magnoliopsida; Fagales; Fagaceae. Gene Ontology annotation, cellular component: chloroplast inner membrane. Bases 513 to 1541 code for a protein of 342 amino acids.